CUUGCAGUCAUGUGACCAAAGUUCCAUUCAGUGGACAGGCUGAUCUGGGAUCAGUGACUGUUUCCAUGCCGAUAGAUAUGACAUCAUCAGUCUAUGAGGUUCAACAAGGUCCUGAAACAAGAAAAUGAGGCUUUGCAGCAGGAAAUUAUGGAGCUGAAGGACAAACUUCAGCAAGCUGAAGACAAAAUCCAAGCGCAGAUGAGGUCCACCUGCUGCCACACAAAAGAGAAACACCAGAAGGAACUCAUUAACUUACAAAUGAAAUAUGAAGAUCAAAUUUUCCACCUCAACAUUAAAUACGAGUUUGGAAUGCGUUUGGCUGAGCUGAAGCUGGAGCAAGCUGAGACAGAGCUUAAAAAAGAAAAGCACCUCAGAUUUGAAAGUGAAUAUGAAAAACUGGAAGCUCUGGAGAUCACACAGGCACUUUCCGACAAACUCCAAAAAUUGGAGAUUUCCAAAGGGUGUUCAGAGAGAUGUGAGAUGCAUAAUACCAUCAGAGAGCUGCAAGAAAAGCUAGAAAAAGAAAGAGAGCUGAGGUUGAACGCAGAGACUGAAACAUUUGAACAGUUAGAGGCUUUGUUCGAAGAAAUGGACAAAGAUAUUAAGAGAGAGCAAGAUCUUCGAAUCCAAGUAGAGGCAGAAAAACAGAAGGCUACAGAGAUCAUACAGAUACUCUUCAACAAACUAAAAGAUAUAGAGAAAAGAUUUCAGGAGGGUUCAGCUUCUGUGAAACUGGAUGACCUGAACAUAAUGAACCUGGACAUUCAACAACUGGAAGAAGAGCUUCAAGAAAAUAGGAAAGUAGGGCUCCAGGCAGAAAAACGGAAACUAAAAGAAACUCAGAGCACAUCCAAGGAGGUCGACCAGAAAAAACUUCAACAUGACAUCCAGCAGCUGGAAACGUUGCUCCAAGAAGAGAAAAGAUUGAGGCUCCAAGCAGAAACUGAAAUCUCUAAUCAUGUAGAAAGUGUCAGCGCUUUGUGUCAAGAACUUAAUCAAGAAGUCAUAAGGGUACGAGCCUCUUUGGAAAGAAGUGAGGCAGAAAGGCUGAAGGCUGUGGAGAAAAGCCAGACCCUUCUCAGGAAACUAGAGCUCAGGGAUGAUCAUUAAUACCAUCAAGAUUACAUCCAAUAGUUGAAACUUGAUAUUCAACAACUGGAAGAAGAGCUUCAAGAAAAGAGGAAAGUGGGGCUCCAGGCAGA
This is a messenger RNA of Cyprinodon tularosa, 1202 nucleotides long. RefSeq names its product COP1-interactive protein 1-like. The record is from RefSeq and is a predicted model, not a curated record. NCBI's taxonomy places the organism in Eukaryota, Metazoa, Chordata, Actinopteri, Cyprinodontiformes, Cyprinodontidae. The transcript has 2 exons. The coding region runs from base 94 to 1110 and encodes 338 amino acids.